Messenger RNA from Paramecium primaurelia, 2084 nucleotides. Lineage: Eukaryota; Ciliophora; Oligohymenophorea; Peniculida; Parameciidae. The record is from the annotation of a GenBank genome assembly.
AUGAAGUAAAUUGGUCAUUAUACAUACGAUGAAAUAAAUUGUCUCGGAUAAGGAGCGUAUGGUAAAGUGUAUGAAGGAUUAAACACUCUCAAUAAUGAAACAGUUGCCAUCAAGAAAUUAGACUUGAUCCUUUUCGAAAAGGAUAAGUACUUACGAAAACAAAUAGGUAAAUUAUCUAUUGAAAAUCAUCAAAGUGUAGGAAAUAGAAAUCAUGAGUAAACUGAAUCACAAGAAUAUAGUGAAAUUUGUUGAACUCUUGGCUACUAAGAAAUCCUUGUUCAUUGUGACCGAAAUGUGUCGUAGUGGAGAUCUUAAAUCAUUGAUUGCUAGCAAGAAUAUUAGUGAAUAAUAAGUAUACUCUUUAAUAUAUGGUCUAGGCUAUUGAUAUUAUGCUAUAAAUAUUAGAAGGUUUUAAAGAAUUAAUUAAGAGUGGAGUUAUUCAUCGAGAUAUGAAACCAGCCAAUGUUCUAAAUGAUAUGGGUACUGUCAAAAUUGCAGAUUUUGGAUUUGCUAAAUACGUUGAGAAUUAUUCUUCACAAUUACUUAAAUCUUGUGUUGGAAGUCCCCUUUAUAUGGCACCAUAAGUCUUAGAGAGACAUCAUUAUAGUACUAAAUGUGAUAUUUGGUCAAUCGGAGUUAUUUUUUAUGAAAUGUUGCACUUUGAUGUACCAUGGAAGGGCAGGGAUGAAGAAGACCUCUUACAUAACAUCAAAACUUAACCCUUAUAAUUUAAAAAUGAUCUAAGCACUUUUUCAAAAGAAUUUCUAACAAUCGUAAAUAUAUCGAUUAAUUGUAGACUCUUGUUAUUGAAGAGGAGAAUCGAGCUUCAUGGAAUCAACUUUUUGAUCUUUCAAAUACUUCUGUAUUACAAAAAUCAGUUUCUGCUGAAGAUAUCAAUGAGGAGAGUAUAUAAAAAUUACCUACUUGGGUUUAAAGACCUAGUUUUUAAUAAAGAUAAGAUAAAAAAGUAGAAGAAUAAAGGUAUUAAUAAAUAGAGGAAUUAUAAUAAUUAAGAAAAUAAUUAGCUUAUUAACAUUUUAUAAUGGCAGAAUGCUAUAAUGAAUAAAUUAAUAAUGAAAAAAAUGGAGAAUUACAAUAAGAGAGUAUUAAAUAAUUGAUAAAUUAUUUGAAUGAUAAUAUUGUAAAAUAAUCACAAGAUUUAAUCUAAGUAAUUUAAAUGAAUACAAUAGACUAGUCUUGAUUUAUAUUCAAAAUUUUCAUAAAAAAAUUAACUUUGGAAAAUGCAAGAAUAAUUAAAUUUGGAACAUAAUUAUUAUGUAUAAAUGUAGAUUGAUGCUAAAAAAUUGUUUGAUACAAAUUAAUUGUAAGGUAAACCUGAUGAUAGAUUAAUAAAUGAAGCAAGGAAUUAAUUAUAGAAAUGCAAAAAUUCAAAUGUAAAUAAUUCUUUAUUGAUAACUUAGAUAGGCUGCUUCAAUAUUGUUAGAUUUGAUAAAUAAUUAAAAUUGGAAAAUAUGAUUCUUAUUUAAAUUAUAGAAAAUCAAAAUUGCCAAAUUUAUCCUACUGUUUAAUUUUAAUUCUUUUUUAUAUAUAGAUAUAAUUGUUAUCAUAAUUAAUUCUUCAUUUUUUAAUUAUUUUUUCAUCUGAUAAACUUAAUAAAAAUAGAUUCUAAAAUAAUAAGAUAUUAAAUAUCAAUUAAAAUAUAAAUGGCAUCAGCAAAUUAAUAAUUUUCUUUUUUUUAAGACUAUGCCCUUAAGAAAAUACAAUUUGUUGUGGAUAAUAUAAGAUAUGAGUAUGAUAAUCAUAGAAUGUUAUGGUCUACAGAUGUUAUUGAAGAAGAUGAUAAUCCAGAUGAAGAGAUUAAUAAAGAAUAACUUAAAAAGAGAGGAUUAAAAUAAAUAGAAUUGAGAGAAUAAGUAAGAUAGAAUGAACACACUAUUUCUAAAUUAGCAUCAGAGAUUCAAUUACUUAAUGAUAAUAUAAAUAAAUAUUAAGAAAAAUUAUAACAAAGUCAAGCAGAAUAGAAUUAAUUAAUAGAUGAGUAUGUUCAUGAACAUUUAGAAACUGAGAAGAUUAAGGCUGCCAGAGAGAGAUUAGAUAAACUGAAACGUGAAUUAGGAUUAUGA